Molecule: messenger RNA, 3285 nt
Organism: Pocillopora meandrina
Lineage: Eukaryota; Metazoa; Cnidaria; Anthozoa; Scleractinia; Pocilloporidae
Source: the annotation of a GenBank genome assembly
CAAUAUGGCGUUCGACAAAACAUGGAUAGUCCUAAUCGCUGGUUGUGGUGUCUUAGGGCUCGCUGUGUGGGGUGGACUUAACGCAAUUACUCUAAAAAUGAUUCUCUUAUGGAUGUUCAUCGGCUUUGGGUUCCUGACCUUCCUAAUGCAUUUGUUUGGCUCGCCGAUUAGUAUUUUGUUGGGAAAAUUUUUCCAUAAUUCUCCCGACGAACAACAGACCAGUCAAGGUAUCCUACGUGUACAAACGUGAAUAUCUGUUUACGUGAUCAACUGUCUCAAGAUCAGUUUGCCAACAAAGCGUGCUCAUGGUCAAGUUUCAUUGUAUCCUAGAUGGGAUUGGAUGUAUCCCAACAAAAUAUCCGUAAUUUUUUUCGUGGCAUGGCUGAUGCUACAUAUGACUAUUUUUGUUGCUCAUUUGCCAGGUGUUGAAAUCGUAAUUAAUGCGAUUUAAGCACCCGUAAAGCUGUUUAUUUUAAACUUACUGAAUCACUUGCAACAGUUAGUGUAAUUCCUUUAAAACACGGUUGAUAUCCUCAAUAAUACUAAAAUUAUGAGUAGAUUUCCAUAGAAUUAUUUGCGCAUGUUUUGUCUUUAUUAGUAAAAUAUUCUGAAACGGAACUGAAAGAAAGAAGGCAAAGAGCGUUGGAAAUGAAACAAUUCCUGCAAGAUAAUAAGGUAAAUUAAUAUGAACAUAACAAAUGGCGUGGUGGCAGAGAUGAAAAUAAAAAUAUAGUGGGAGGAAACAUUGACAACAAUAAUUUCUCGAAAGCAAACUCUAUCAUACUACAGUGGAACAUUCCCCAUCAACCACUGAGCUGAAUCAAACUUGAACAUAUUGAACAAAGCUUGUUAGAAUGAAACUUCAAUAGGUAGCAAUUUAUAGUUUAGUUUCACUGAAAUUGUGUUAAAUUGCUGCAUUCUAGUGUCCAUUGGAUUAAUAUUGUGUUCUUUUCUACAUUUACACUUGCAUCCACAAAGCUAAUUGAGAGACAUUUGAAUUUCUCUAGGUUGACAUCUAUAGAGAGAACAUUUUAGAUCCAAGAGAAGAGAUUCUUAAAGCAAAAAGAGAGGCAGAGUUCUACAAGUUUGACAGCAGGUGGAGAGGGAAGGGUCAAAGAUUAGGGGUGAGAUUUGCCAGCUGAGUUUUAAGUGCAUUACAGCUGUAUGUUAAAAGGUUUUAUAAACUCCGUAUGUUUUAAGUGUAUUUUUGAAUACACAAAGUAGAAUUAUAAUAAAAAGAAUAGAGGGUUAUAUUAAUAGUAUUCAAACAAGUUCAAAUAUGAAUUUUCAGCAUGAGUCUUAAACUCUGAAAGGCUUGGUUUACCAGAGUGGAUGUAAUAAAAAGUGCAUGGCCUGAGUGACUCUUAACAAAAUUUCUAUGUAUGAUUAAGUCUGUGGUUUAAGCUAAGUUGCUUUUGUUGUUAUUAUCUUUAAAAAGUGUUGAAUUGUUGAGGUUAAUCCCCUUAAAGACUACAGUGACAGUAAUUUUUUCCCAAAAUUGCUUUUUGCUUGAUCAGAAGGGACAUGUUGAAGAACAAGCUGAAGAAGACUUUUUAUCCCAAGAGUUUUUGCUGCAUGAAGAUCCUAGCUCAGAAGAAGGUACAAACACAGAACAGAUUCCACAUAAUGAUGGUACCUCAAACUUCACUGACAAUGGGUGCAUGUCUAGAAAAGAACAGACUGAAACAGAUUCUGUGCGUCAAAGGAGAAACAGACAGAGUCGUGAGGUAAUCUAUGUUUAUGCUGUUCUUAACGUACCACAUGAAGAAGUAUAACAUUAACCCUUUACAUCCUAACAUCACUAUACACAUUCUCCAUACUCUUCCCUAUAAAUUUCCUAAGGUACUGACAAGGAAAAUUUGUUUUAGAAUCAAGGGCCUCUUUUGUUGGGGAUCAUUUCCUUUAGUCUUGUGACCUUAUUGAGUUAUUCAGGGAAAUUUAGAGAACAAAGUUUUUGUCUUAGUAUAUAAAUGUACCUGCAGUUUAUACUGUAAUUACAACUGCAUGACCCCAUGUAAUUUAGGACAUUGUUACACCAGACUCUGUGUAUUUUUCGACACACAUUUGGUUCGUUUGUUUAAUUGUGUUCAAAUUUUUUGUGAUAUUUGUAUAGUUCAUGGAUAUCAGGUGUAGGUUACAUUUUCUCUUAUUUUCAUUUGCAACAUAAGGUGCACAUGUGUUAACCUAAAAAAAAUUACAUGAUUUAUUUUACUUUAUUACAGUUGCCUGAAGAGCCAGAUCCUAAGGAGAAUGGGGUAACAGCAUGAGCUUGUUGUUCCUAGAAGUUUUAACCAAAAUAUCUUCAUUAACAAAAAUGAAAGGCUUAUAAGCAAUGUUUACUUUUAUUUUAUCAGGUAAUAACUGUUGCCCUUCGUUGUCCUGAUGGAAGUGUUAAUAAGAGGAGAUUUGUGGUGCAGUCCCAAAUUAAGGUAACAAUUACUUGACGCCCUCUUCGAUUUUGGUUUGUUAUGUUGAAUUUAGUAUACCUGUCAAGUCAGACGCAUUAUGCAUGUUCCUCACGUCCGUAUUUAUUAAAAACGUCGAUCACAGAUUUACAGGACAUUUUUCAUCAGACACUGCUAUUUUUAUGAACCUUUGGUAUUCACCAGAAUGUCCACAGGGAUCUUUUAUAAUUUUUCAAGGGUUAUCAGAUUCUUCUUGGAAAUUCGGAUGUUAUGAAUAAAUCACACACGUUUGAGUCGAUCUACCACUGCCUGUGUGCAGGUCACCUUUCAAAACGCUUUGCAGCACGCCAUAACUUGCUAACGGAUUUCGAACGAAAUAUAAGACCAGCCAUUUCGUCAUGGAAGCCCAAAUUAAAGUAGACGAGAUGUGUAUCUCUUAACGCUCAAAGAUUACAGACUGAGUUCUUUUUCGACAGCCUCUUAUAGGCUCUAAGAGACAGCUGAGACGAACGACAGAACUACAACAGUUGUUUCGAGAGUCUGAUACAGGCUAACUUAUCUGAAUGUGCAAAUGCAGAGUUAAUAUGAGGUUUCAAAGGGUUUUUUGUCGAGGUGAUCGGUAGCUGAGUUUUCCGCUUACAAGAGUGUCCCUUUUUGAUCAGAGAUUUGACCGUUUUUUAUUCAUAUAACCUGUUUUAUCCCCAACUUGUUACUCUUUUAUUUACAGGUGCUGUUUACAUAUGCUGAUUGGCUGGGCUAUUCGCCCUCUCGUCAUAUUUUAUUAACGACGUACCCUAGAAAACAGUUAUCUGAAGUAGAACAAACUUUUAGUGAGGCUGGGUUAACUCAUGAUACAGCACUGGUACUGGAAGAAAUAUAA